UUUGCUUUUUUAUAGACGCAAGAACGCGUUGCCGCAUCAUUAGUAAUAUCUUCCACAUAAAGGCAUGCUUAUGAGUGCCUGCUAAAUUAUAUUUGUUUCUUUAAUUUCCUAGAACUAUAUUUGUUGAUUCAAGAACUAGAAAAGUAGAUAAUUGAUGUUUCCAAGCAUACAAAAUUCUACAUUUAAUGAGCCAUAGUCAGACUGUGGCUAAAGACUUUUCACCAUGUCUUCCCAGUAUCCAGAGCUUAAGGGCAUGUACCAUCUGAGAGAAACCAUUGGUUCAGGUGGUUUUGCUAAAGUGAAGCUGGCCUACCAUGCUCUUACAGGGGAGAAAGUUGCAGUCAAGAUUAUGGAUAAACGAGCACUUGGGGAGGAUCUUCCACGAGUGAAGACCGAAAUAGCAGCCAUGAAGGAGUUGUAUCAUCAACUCAUCUGUAAGCUGUACCAUGUUAUCGAAACAGAAGAUCGCCAUGAAGGAGUUUUCUACAUGAUUCUAGAGUAUUGCCCGGAAGGAGAGCUGUUUGAUUACAUCGUGUCUAAAGAUCGUCUUGAGGAAGCGGAGGCGCGGAUCUUCUUCAGACAAAUCGUGUCGGCUGUAGGGUUUAUUCACUACUGUGGAUACGCUCACAGAGACCUCAAACCAGAAAACCUGUUGCUUGAUGAUGAGCAGAACUUGCGACUAAUCGACUUUGGUCUGUGUGCCAAGCCAAAGGGUGGGAUGGAUCGCCACCUUAUGACAUGCUGUGGAAGUCCUGCCUAUGCAGCACCAGAGCUGAUAUCUGGCAAAGAAUACCUUGGUUCAGAGGCUGACCUUUGGAGUAUGGGUGUCUUGCUGUAUGCUCUCCUUUGUGGAUUUUUACCAUUUGAUGAUGACAAGAUACCGUCACUAUACAGAAAAAUUCAAAGUGGCAAGUAUGAUGUUCCGGAUUGGCUAAGUAGUGACAGUGCUGACCUAAUAGCUCACAUGCUUAAAGUUGAUCCCAAGAAACGCAUCACAGUGCAACAGCUCCUACGACACCCCUGGCUUAGCAAGGGCCUCAACAUCCCUGUGGAAUGGAAGAGCAAAUAUAAGCAAACAGUGGACGAGGACUGUCUUACAGAGCUGGCUGUACACCAUGGGAAGUCUAAGAAGGAAAUGGAACAAUUGAUUUGUCAGUGGAACUAUGAUUACCUAACAGCUACAUACUUCCUGCUGUUAGAGAAAAAAAUGAAGGGCAGACCAGUUCGACUGCUGUACAGAAUGAGUUCCUACACUGGGACGCCAAGACCUAAGUCCAAGUGCUACAGUUCCGAGGAGGAAAUUGAUGUUCCAAAUUCCCCUUACAUCCUCACGCCAACAGAGAAAAGAGUCAACAUGGAAAACAUACAGAAAGUGGCACAACCAGCAGGAGAAAGACGGGUCAAAGGUCGUGCACGGGAGCGGUUGCCAUUUUCAGACGGCAACGAGAAAGAUGACAAAGAAAACUUUCUCGUUCCUCAGAAGCCAAAGUCUCCAAAAACAACCAGGAUUCCACAGUUCAAGAACAAACCCAGGUCCCCUCUUAUGUCAAAACACUUGAAUGUUUCCUCCAUGGAUGACAGUAUCUGCACUCCUAUCAAAUCUGUUGAUAAGAGUUACGUUAACACAACACUGUCACCAUCCCGAUCAUAUGAUUCACAGCUGAAUGCUUUAAGUGCAAUUGAAAACAGCCCCAUCUGUGCUGGAAAGAAAACUACAUCUGUAGACGAAGGGUUGUGCCGAGCACACAUGUCGACUCCCGGCAGCGCGUCCAAGUUCAAGAAAGGCUCUGUGUUUGGCAGUCUGGAGAAAGUCUUCAACAUGCUGACUCCAAAAAAACAAAAAGGUUCCGCAGAUGUCGCUCCGCGGAAAGUUAAAUCGCUGCAUAAUGUGUACCGCACCAAUGAGUUCAGUCCGGAGUAUGUGUUACGGUGCAUGAAGACCACCCUGGAAAAGAAGUGCAUUCCUUACAAGCAGAGCGACUUUGCCCUGCGGUGCACUGUCACUGACGACUGGGGUCGAGUGCGACUUGCGUUUGACCUGGAGGUUUGUGCCAUAACAAAGACACCGUACAUUGGGGUGCUCCGAAAACGAGUCAAGGGCGACAUGUGGCACUACAAGAAACUCUGUGAAGACAUUCUGAGAACAGCAAAACUGUGAUUAGUUACAGACUUACAUGCAGUAAUGUCUACAAAGGUAACUGGUAUGUAUAUCUGGACCAUACAGACAGAACUGAGAGAAACACUUCCAUGAUGUGCUUAAUACUUGCCUCGAGAUCAUUUUUAUAGUAUGCACUGACACACACAGUCAUCAAGUAUGCAGCAUGUAGUUGGUGCAAGAAUAUACAUACAAUGCAGCUAAUGACUUUAUUUUGAUCAAAUGUGAUGUGUAAUGUAUUUUAUACCAUGUAUCAUGUGAACAAAGUUUAAAGGAGCAUUACAAAAACACUUAGGCUUGCUUGAAAAUUGUAAUGAUGAGAUUUAAUAUGCUUUAAGUAUACACCGUUCAUUAUUUUAAUUCUUUUAUUCAUUUCAUUAUUCAUUCAUUCAUUUAUUCACUGGAGUUCUUGAAUUCAAUUGGCUCUAAUUAUUCGGUUUAUGUUUCAAAUGAAAGGACAAAUAUAAAUUAUUUCAGAGGACAUAAAGUGAUAUUGAGUUUGAUGCUACCUAAACAAAUUUUAUUCUUUAAGUAUUGCCUGUUUCCAAUAUCCAUGUUACAUUUGGUUCACUGUAAUUGAAACAAUGUUAUACAAGGAAAGUAAUAGAUUUCAAAGUUGGUAAUUUAAUGAAAACAAUUACUGAAUCUGUAUAUUUGAAGCUGUCAGUGUUUUCAAUCUUUUUAUAUAUAAUCUAAUAUACUAUUAAUAAUUAAUUAAAAUAUAUGGAUAAUACUAGUAAAUAAAAAAUGUUUCUUAGAAAGCAGUAUUGUGGUACACAUUGUGUUAAUUUUGUACUAGCCUAUUUUACAAAAUUACAGAAUCGGCCAGCUUGAAGAAAAGUUAAUUUAAAAUUUUACCAUUUUAUUAAUGCUUUUAAUUUAUGUCGGCCUAUGUUUUCUGUGUUUUAAAUAGUUUAAUUACAUAUGUUAUUAUCUAAUUAAUGUUUAUUUCAAAACACUGACACAAUGAGAGUGCCCCCAAAAUUACAUAAAUCUUGAAGAUUAACUAUUGAAGAUUUUAACACAUCUUUUGUUGGUGAGCCCAUUGGGGUAUUUCUCGUUCCAGCCAGUGCACCAUGACUGGUAUAUCAAAGGCCGUGGUAUGUGCUAUCCUGUCUGUGGGAUAGUGCAUAUAAAAGAUCCCUUGCUCCUAAUGGA
Molecule: messenger RNA, 3313 nt
Organism: Gigantopelta aegis
Lineage: Eukaryota; Metazoa; Mollusca; Gastropoda; Neomphalida; Peltospiridae
Product: maternal embryonic leucine zipper kinase-like
Biological process (GO): protein phosphorylation; microtubule cytoskeleton organization; intracellular signal transduction
Cellular component (GO): cytoplasm
Molecular function (GO): ATP binding; protein serine/threonine kinase activity; tau-protein kinase activity
Source: RefSeq, a predicted model, not a curated record